Racocetra persica is the source of this 482-nucleotide messenger RNA. The record is from the annotation of a GenBank genome assembly. NCBI's taxonomy places the organism in Eukaryota, Fungi, Glomeromycota, Glomeromycetes, Diversisporales, Gigasporaceae.
CUGGUAAACCAAGAAGCGAUUUAGGAAAAAUUCGUGUUGAAUUACGUAGUGUGCCAAAAAGUUACAUAGAACUUGAGGAGGAUGAUUACGCCACGAUAAAAUUUGAAUUUGAUGGUAAAUUAAAAGAUCAAACAGGAGCUUUUGGCUGGGGUUUACCUCCACCAAAUCCAGUGAAAGUUACUACAUAUGGAUAUCCAGGUAAUGGUGACUUGAAUUGCCCUAGAAACACGAAAACCUGUUGCUAUUGGGUAGGUGAUGCAACUCAAAAAGACGCGCUUGGGAUACCUGAACUAACUGCAUGGCAUGUUCCUGUAAAUCUUGGAAAGGGUGGAAGUGGAGGCCCUUGGGUAAUAAGAGUUGCGUCAAAUCAUAUUGGUUUUUUGGUUAGUGUAACAGGAUAUUUCUUUGGAAAUGAUGGAUCAUUUGCGGAUAUAUUAAAUUUUACACUCAUUAAAGAAUUAAUAGAUUGGCCAUCAAAUUAA